Messenger RNA from Apodemus sylvaticus (European woodmouse), 1266 nucleotides. Its product is annotated as melanoma-associated antigen 10-like. Gene Ontology annotation, cellular component: nucleus. The coding region runs from base 1 to 1266 and encodes 421 amino acids. Gene Ontology annotation, biological process: negative regulation of transcription by RNA polymerase II. NCBI's taxonomy places the organism in Eukaryota, Metazoa, Chordata, Mammalia, Rodentia, Muridae. The record is from RefSeq and is a predicted model, not a curated record. The transcript has a single exon.
AUGUCUCACUACGGAAAGCGCCCACGCCUCAGCCUGGAAGAAGGUGUAAACUUCCAGAAUCCAACUGAAACUGAUGAGGUGGUGCUCCCAGUGGUUCCCACACCUGAAAAAGAGGAGAGAGAGGGAGAGGAGGAGGUCCACAAGGAAGAGGAGGAAGAGAGCAAUAAGCAGGAGGAGGAAGAUAACAUUGAGAACGAAGAAGACGAAAAAAAUGAGAAAGAAGAGGAAAAGGAAGAAUCUGAUGAUGAAGUGGAUGAAGAUGAGACCAGAGAGGAAGAAGACAUAACUUCCAUGUUUUUGUCAUCUUCUAAUGUCUCUUUAGCUCCUUUCUCCCCUCCUUCUCCUUCUUCUUCCUCCUUCUCUUCUUCUUCCUCCUCCUCCUCUUCCUUCUUUUCUCUGUUUCAGAGCAACCUGGUAGAGAGUGCAGGCUUUGCUGUUGGGAUGCUGGGCAUUUUUCAGAAUGCUCAGAGUUUCUUCCCCUCACCUACUUUAGGGGAAAAUGUAGAUGAAGCAGUCGGCCACCAGGAAGAGAGUUCAGGUGUCAUGUCAACUCCAGGUGACCCUGACUCCUUGCUUGAUACCGUAAUACAAGAAAAGGCUACAGAUUUGGUGUUUCUUUUCAUAUACAAAUAUAGAAUGAAGGAACCCAUCACAUUAUCUGAAAUCCAUGAGGUUGUCACUAAAGAGUAUGAAAACCAUUUCCCUGUCAUUUUCAUUGAAGCAUCUAAAUGCUUGGAGAUGACCUUUGGGAUUGAUAUAAAGGAAAGUGAUCUUGUAAGCAGUGCUUAUGUCUUUGUCAACUCACUGAACCUCACCUAUGAGGAUACUCCAAGUGACAGUGAUAGGCUGCCUAGAAAUGCUUUCCUAAUAGUUAUUCUGGGUGUAAUAUUCAUAGAAGGGAACUGUGCUUCUGAAGAGAGAAUCUGGGAGUUCUUGAAACUGGUGGGAGUGUAUGAUGGGGAAGAGCACUUUAUUUGUGGGGAUCCCAGGGAGUUCCUCACCAUAGAGCUAGUGCAGCAAAAUUACCUGGAAUAUCGGGAGGUGCCUAAUAGCCAGCCUCCAUGCUUUGAGUUCCUGUGGGGUCCAAGAGCCUAUGCUGAAACUACCAAGAUGAAAGUUUUGGAAUUCUUGGCCAAGAUGAAUGGGUGUGAUCCAUCUGAUUUCUCAAUCUGGUAUGAAGAGGCUUUGAGAGAUGAGGAAGAGAGGGCCUGGGCCUUAAAUGACUCUGCAAAUACAAGCCCAAAUGCUUGGUUUGUAGAGCGCUAA